AUGGAGACGGCAGGAGAGGUCCGGACGGCCGUGCUCGAGCAGGACCAGGUCGCCGAGGUCGUGUGCCUGGAGCAGGCGGACCGGAAGGGCCUGGACAGGCUGGUGGGCGUCACCGUGCCGCUGGUGCGGGUGCCCGUGCCGCCGGCGCAGGCCCGGGCCGUCCAGGGGCGGCGCGGCGCCGCCGCAGAGCGGGCCCCGGGCGGCGACGGCCAGCUGGUGGACGCGGCGUGGCAGGGGUUCGUGGUGGUGAUGUUCCCCCUCGUGGCCGUGUGGGGACUGGUCUGCUCCGUCUGGAUGCACCUGCAGCCGUCCCGGGGGAAGUGGUGA
Molecule: messenger RNA, 327 nt
Organism: Prorocentrum cordatum
Lineage: Eukaryota; Dinophyceae; Prorocentrales; Prorocentraceae
Source: the annotation of a GenBank genome assembly